AUGGCCCACCCACCCGCCGUCAUCCACCAACUCCAGUUCUCUCCUGCUGGACGCACCCCAGCGCUCCACGCUCCACGCUCCACGCCAUUCCUUCACCUACACCAACCACUGUACUCUCAACUUGCGCCUCCCCACAACGUCCACGGACGUGAUCUGGAUGCCGGCGAUAUGAUGCCCAGUAGCUGCCGCCUCGUUCCGUUUUCAACUUUACUUCUGGCUUGGGCGGGCUUUGUGCUGGCUGGCGACACCAUCACCUCCGGGAAGAUCAAAGUACAGCUUUUUGCUGCGCCCUCGUUCUUGAGCGAGGUCAGUGUGGACGCGUAUAAUAACCAGUGUCUGUCGCUGGACAAUAAUCUCAUCGAUGGGCGCGUACAGAGCAUCUUAGUAGGCGGACAUGACGUCCCGACUGUGCUACAGAGGGAUGACUACUGGAACUGUCGCUUCUAUGACAACUAUGACUGCGAUGGCGACGACAACCUGGAUCGGUACUUAGCAAUAUCCGACGGUGCAAACAACCUUGGAAGCAUUGGUUGGGGCACGAAGAUACACGGCCUGAGGUGCCGCAACCGUGACCAUGACGACGACUGA
Messenger RNA from Alternaria atra, 588 nucleotides. RefSeq lists its product as uncharacterized. Bases 1 to 588 code for a protein of 195 amino acids. The record is from RefSeq and is a predicted model, not a curated record. Lineage: Eukaryota; Fungi; Ascomycota; Dothideomycetes; Pleosporales; Pleosporaceae. The transcript is spliced from 3 exons.